Messenger RNA from Naegleria lovaniensis, 2310 nucleotides. RefSeq lists its product as uncharacterized. The transcript has a single exon. The record is from RefSeq and is a predicted model, not a curated record. NCBI's taxonomy places the organism in Eukaryota, Heterolobosea, Eutetramitea, Acrasida, Naegleriidae. The coding region runs from base 1 to 2310 and encodes 769 amino acids.
AUGAAUCAAUCAUCAACAGCCACAACAGACCAUUCUGAAUCUUCACCGUUUCGUAGAGGUUCUGAAAAUCAACAUGCUCCCAACCACGACAGUAUGACUCAUAGUAAUCACAGUGAUAGCAAUGAAGACUUGUCUGUAUUGGCAGCUAAACAGCAAAAACUCUCAAAACUGUACAUGGAUAACGUUCCAAGCCAUGUUUAUCCAGAAGGAACGCUCUACUACAAUAGUGCAAGUACUAAUUUUCAAGGCGCGGCAAAUACUAACACUGCAGGUCCAAUCAGAAAACAGAGCACUUCUCCAAUACUUACAGCAAGCAACAUGCUGGCACCCAAUACACAAAACAUGCGUAUUGCUGCACAGGAUGCUGCUUUUGAUUCCUUGACAAACGCCCCAAAUCAAAUGCCCCAUCAAUCAAUGAUCAAUAAUAGGCAGAGUAGUAAUAAUGGCACCUUGAUGUUAAAAAGAAGUUCAAGUCAACAACAGACCAAUGAAUCGCAGCUGACAGCGUCGACCUCAGCGACUCCUCAUCACAACUAUUCAUCUCCUACUCUACUCUAUCCACCACCACCUCCUUCUUCUAGCUCUUCCUCUUCACAGAGUAUUCAAAAUAUGUAUUCCAAUACAAGUGGUGGUAGUAAUAGUGGAAAUCCAAUGACUUCUUCGACCACAACCCCAACAUCAUCAUCUUCAGCGUACAAUCAUCAUCAUGGCUCAUCGCCCUACCAUCAUCACCAUCAUCAUCAUCAUUCACAACACCAUCACGAGAUGCCUUCACCUUCAGACCCGUAUGAAAUGGUACACUCGUCGUCGAGUAGUAGUGAAAAAUUGCCGAGUUUGCAUUCCCUGAUGGAGCCUCCCACUCAUCAAUCAGCAGCUGAUGGUAUUGGCGCUAGUAGUAAAAACAAUCAUUCAAUAUCUGUAACUAGAGGCAGCAAUAGUAGUGCUGGCAUGCAACAAGUACCAACUCAUCAUCAUUCACAUGUGAGUGGAGGGUCAACUCCUUUUCAACACAACCACUCGCAACAUGGUAACACCACCUCGAACCACCACCAUCACAACAAGCGUGCACCGUAUGCUUCCUCCAUGCCACAUGCAACCACCACUCAGCCUGUUCCUUACCAUGUAGAACCUGUGCAUUCCUAUGGAAGCAGCAACAACAACAGCAAGGCAUCCUCUCAUCACAUGGACAUGUUUGGUCAUAGUCCAGGCGUGCCUGUUGCUUCUUCUUCUCAUGUACAGCAAAAUUAUCCCAUCCGACAUUCACCCUAUGGUGAGACAAACUCUCACAUGUAUCCUCCUGGAGUUGUUGCAGCCUCCUCUUCAAGAAAAGUAAGAUCUGGAAGUGGAGCAUCGAUGGGUGCCAGAGAGAAUGAAACAUCACAAUCGUCAUCCUACUUGUUCGAUCAUCCAGGAAAAGUUAACAAUCAAAAGAAGAAGGCAAAAGAAAGUACCGACGACUACAAUGAAGACAAGAAAAAUUGGAAAAAGAAGAGAUUAUUCAGCUUGGAUGAAGUCACAGAUUUAGUGGCCUUCGUUAAGCAAAGAUCGGAAAAUCAAGAACUAGCACGAGAUGUGAAUUAUGCCAUUUUCAAAGAAUAUGAAAAAUUACAAGGUGAAAGAAGAAGAGCCAGUGUCUACAGAAAAAAAUAUGUUCAAUUAUUCGAGAGAAAUUUAAUUGCAAAGGACGGAACCAUUGAUCCAUCGUUAUUCCAAGAGUAUGACCAAAGAUCGUAUCCAAAGAAUUCAAGCAAGUCGUACGUAUCAGAAGAUGUACCUACUAAGGAAGAAAGUUCAAAGAGAAAGUACGAUGAAGAAUCGUUUUCUGACUCUGAUGACAGUCUUGACGAAGAUAAGAAAGGAGGAACAGAAUCUCCUUUGCAUCCUUCAACAAGCUACAAACGGCCCAAAGCAGAGAAUAACAAGAAAUAUAUGGUCGAAGAGACAACAAAUUUUGAGGAAUCUGAAAAGGAUUCAACACCAACGCGAGCAUCCUCGGAAAUCCAACAAGAUCCAAACAUUACCAUUUGUGUCUCGUUGAAUGGAAGAAACUAUUUACACAUUCUUGAAAGAGAAACAUUCAAAAGCAUUGAGCAAUUAUUUGCACACUUUAAGGAACAAUCAAACUCGUCGUUGAGAGGUUUAUCAGCCACCUCUUCAGAUGAAUCCGAUCAAGCUCCAACCGAUACUAUUCAGCUUCAAACCAUUGAUUAUUACGAUAACACUUUCCACGAGUGGAUUGAGGUUAAUUCGCUAUCUAUUCAGCGAGUGCUAGGAACAAACCCAAUAAAACUACGUCUUAAUACGGCGUAA